AAAGUCAAGUCCAAGUCCAAGUCUGCUCCCCCCACUACUCAGGAGAUCCAACAAAAUUACAACCGAUUGCAGAAUGAUCUCCAAACACUGGCUAGCAAGAUCGGCGAGUUAGAGCAGGAAGCAGAGGAGCAUGGACUCGUGCUGUCGACCUUAGAUGAAGCACUCGCGGAGGAGCCGGAUCGCAAAUGCUUCCGGCUUGUAGGCGGCGUACUGGUGGAAAGGACCGUCAAGGAUGUCGUGCCUGCGCUACAAACAAACAAGGAAGGGAUUCUGAAAGUGGUCUCCACUCUUGCUGAACAGUACAAAACCAGAGAGGAUGAAUUUGAAUCCUUCAAGCGCGAGUACAACAUCCGGCCUGCAUCUGCGGCAUGA
Messenger RNA from Fomitopsis serialis, 372 nucleotides. RefSeq names its product Prefoldin beta-like protein. Gene Ontology annotation, cellular component: cytoplasm; prefoldin complex. The annotation marks the transcript as partial. Gene Ontology annotation, biological process: protein folding. Gene Ontology annotation, molecular function: protein folding chaperone. The transcript is spliced from 4 exons. The record is from RefSeq and is a predicted model, not a curated record. NCBI's taxonomy places the organism in Eukaryota, Fungi, Basidiomycota, Agaricomycetes, Polyporales, Fomitopsidaceae.